CACACGGGCAGGGAGAGCGCGAGGGAGCUGGAAUCAGCGAGGAGCGAAAAUGUGAAGGUGGAAUCCGACCGAGCAGCAUAAAUAAAAACACAACCGUAAAUCCUACCGAGCAACACCAAGAGCUUUGUAAGGAAUAAAAAAAAAAAACACUGGAAAUAUCCUCACUUUGUAUUUUUUCUAGGUUUUUUUAAUCUCUAUUUCUGGCUCUGUAUACCUUGACAGAUAAUUGACUGGGAGCAGUGUUGCGGAGAGUGAGAAGCAUCUUUUAUUUUCUCUGGAUAUUCAUUUUUUUUUAUGGACACCAUUUGGAUGGAGUAAAGUGUUCUGUGUGAAGAUCUCCUCUCGCUUCAUGGGAUUGUUCUCGACGAGGGCGUUUUGUUUGAAAUAAGAGCUCAUUGGGCAUCAUGAGUUCCAGUGCUUAUCAACAAGGCUCGCCGAGUGGUGAACGAAGCACUGGACCAAUCCGGUGCCAGCGAUGUCGGGAAGCAUGCAAAGGAGAGGUGGUUCGAGUACAAGACACUCACUUUCAUGUCAAGUGUUUCACCUGCACCGUGUGUAACUGUGAUCUGGCGCGAUCCGGCUUCUUCCAGAAGAAGGGUGAAUACAUCUGUACGGCGGACUAUCAGCGUCUGUAUGGGACACGCUGCGACCGCUGUGACAGCUUCAUCACAGGGGAGGUGGUCUCUGCUCUGGGACGCACGUACCACCCCAAGUGCUUUGUCUGCAGCGUCUGCAGUAAACCCUUCCCCAUCGGAGACAGAGUGACGUUCAGUGGAAAGGACUGCGUGUGCCAGCACUGCUCUCACAAACUCGUCAAGCCAAAUGAACCCAUCAAGAUCCACGGGCCCAGCCACUGUGCUGGUUGUGGAGCCGAGAUCAAGCAGGGGCAGUCUCUCCUGGCGUUGGAGAAACAGUGGCACGUCAGCUGCUUCAGAUGUCAGACCUGCAGCAUGGUCCUCACAGGAGAGUACAUCAGCAAGGAUGGAGUGCCAUACUGCGAGGCCGAUUACCACGCCCAGUACGGGGUGAAAUGUGAGACCUGCAGCAGAUAUAUCAGUGGAAGAGUUCUGGAGGCUGGAGGAAAACACUACCAUCCCACCUGCGCUCGAUGCUCCCGCUGUAACCUCAUGUUCAAAGAGGGAGAGGAGAUGUACCUGACAGGAUGUGAGGUGUGGCACCCAUUAUGCAAGCAGGCAGUGAGGGCAGAGAGGAGACUCAGGCACAGACGCCUGUCGGAGGCCUCCAUCUCUCCGCCCGGCUCCUCCAUAGGCUCUCCCAAUAGAGUCAUAUGUGCCAGAGUGAAGAAUGAGAUCCUAGGUUAUAAGGACCUAGCUGCCCUGCCAAAGGUCAAGGCCAUAUACGAGGUCCAGCAGCCAGAUCUCAUAUCCUCCUCAUACCAGCCGUACCACAGAUACACCUCUGAUGACAGGCUAGACUUUUACUGCUAUGGGGAGUCACUUGGGACACUCUCCCCCUAUUCUCAGGACUACGACAGCCUGGACAUUAAGCAGAGGCGAUGCUCUAGCCCAGGUUUUAUUGACUCGCCCACAUAUAGUCGUCAAGGCAUGUCACCCAUCAUGCCUCGCUCUCCGCAGCACUACGGCUACCCUGGCUCUGAGAGUGGCAGGAGUUCUCCUUAUUACGGCCAAGAGGGGCGGUCAAGCACACCCACCACAAACCAGCCCCCUAAACAUUUUCAUGUACCAGCCACAGGGGACCCCAACAUCUACAGGAAGCCUCCCAUCUAUACGCGAGCGGCAACCAAAAGCCGGACCAGCGAGGACAUCCUCAGGUCCUCAAGACUGUCCACCUACUCUCCUGAGCCAUACUCCCAGUCGGAGUCGGACUACUACCCCUACACCAGCUCCCCUAGGACCUAUCGGGUGCAGAGAAGACGCUUUUCGACGGGAGGAGAUGAAGAGAGUUGGAGUCACGGUCUUCAAAGAAUUGGGAGUGGCAUCGGGAGGUUGAUCCUGAAGGAGGAGAUGAAAGCCAGAUCUGGUUCCUAUGACAACGACCCCUGGGGCAGUGCGAGGAAUUCUCGUAGUGGGAGCAAGGAAACACUCAACACUACUGGCUACGGCACCACUGCGUACAACAACACUGUCAAUGGCUCUCCCAGAUCCCAGUACAGUGCUGAUAGUGAUUUUGUUUGUAAAUCGGCGUCGCUACCAGGAUACGGACGCAACGGCAUCCAAAGGCCUCAGAGUGCAGACUGCUACCAGUACCGCUACGACAGCAGCAGUGAGGUCAACUGGGGAAGCAGAGCAGAAUACAAGGUAAGGUUUAUCCAUAUGAAGCGCUCGUUGUCACCACAAGAGGUCGCAACAGGCUGCCCAAAGAUGUAGACAGAGCAAGACUGGAGCGUCACCUGUCCCCAGAGGAGUUUGUACAAGUGUUUGGCAUGACCGUAGAGGAUUUUGACCGGCUGGCUCUGUGGAAGAGAAAUGAGCUCAAGAAACAAGCCAGACUGUUUUAAACAAAAAAAUGAUGGACAAUUAUUGAAUCCUGCCACAUCCUCACUGACUGUAGGAGGAGAGAGCUGGGAAGACUGCGCUACAGCUUCACUGCCAUGGCUGAGAACCUGUUCUAUAUCUCCUUAAAAGACAAACCAAAUUCUGGUCGCACCAGUGUGGACCCUUAGGAUUCAGAAGAAGGCUGCAGAGACAUUAUGCACAGAUAUGACGGACUGAUAAAUUGAUCCAUGGUUGUGGAUGCAACUGUGGAUGUGUCCUUGAGUGGCGUGUAAGCAAUAGACUGUAGUACAGUAGCUCUGUGCUUUUCUUUAGCCUGACAGAUGGAGGAAGGCAUGAGGCCCGGUCGGAGCAGGGGGUUCGUGACCAGAGCCACAGUACUAAUAUACUACGAGGAGAUUUUUGGCUUUGCCUUAUUUGUUAUGCUCUCUUAGUUAUGAGUGUGCAGCACCAGCAUUCUGAAUGAGUAGAAUGUAGACCAGUACAUCAUUUCUGACACUUUACGGGUGUGAAUGAUUAGAUGGGAAGAAUGAUUGAGCAUACAGCACCCAUUAGCUUUGGUUCAUAAGGUUGAAUUUUGUUUACUGUUUUUUCUCUUUCACAAACAAUGCUGUGUCCCUCUUGUUUACAUGUUAAUGUGCAAUUCCGUAGAUUAAAUAGAUAAAAUAGACACAAAUGAAGUCCUCCAGCUCCAUGUUUUCCAGUCCAUUGCAAUAGAAUGAUGACUAAAUGUUUUAGUAUGUGAACUGUAGUCAUCCA
This is a messenger RNA of Labrus mixtus (cuckoo wrasse), 3233 nucleotides long. RefSeq names its product actin binding LIM protein family, member 3 (gene ablim3). Gene Ontology annotation, cellular component: stress fiber; actin cytoskeleton. Gene Ontology annotation, biological process: cytoskeleton organization; cilium assembly; lamellipodium assembly. NCBI's taxonomy places the organism in Eukaryota, Metazoa, Chordata, Actinopteri, Labriformes, Labridae. The record is from RefSeq and is a predicted model, not a curated record. The transcript is spliced from 23 exons. Gene Ontology annotation, molecular function: actin filament binding. The coding region runs from base 405 to 2348 and encodes 647 amino acids.